Messenger RNA from Cryptomeria japonica (Japanese cedar), 2864 nucleotides. RefSeq names its product nuclear envelope-associated protein 2. The coding region runs from base 1303 to 2304 and encodes 333 amino acids. The record is from RefSeq and is a predicted model, not a curated record. The transcript is spliced from 5 exons. Lineage: Eukaryota; Viridiplantae; Streptophyta; Pinopsida; Cupressales; Cupressaceae.
AGUGAAAAACAAAUAUUUUGUUCCCGCCCGACUCGUGAGUCGCUGCUAAUUUUCCGUGACCCAGUUUCGUUAGUUACGAAAUUAAUGGCGGGCAAAGGCAAGGUUGAGUGUGGCAGCGAAAAUGAUACCUUGUUUUAAAUACCCAAAUUUUCAAGAAGCCUGUGUUGUCGUCAUCUGGGGAAGAGCAUCUCGUACUCAGCCACGACACGCGGGGAAAUGUUGGAGGCUGUUUCUGGGAAAUCGUUUUCAGUAAUAGUUUAUAAGAUUAAAUAAUAAUAAAGUCGCAGUUUGGCUCGGCUCGGCAACUGUAAUCCCUCUGCAAAUUGUAAUGAUUUGUAUUAUUUUUGGCUUCCGAGCCUCGAUUUUCAAACUUGGGCGGGCUUGGUUUCGCUCUGUGCAAGCUGACCCCCAAACAGAGCGAGUUUUGGGCGCAUAAUUUAAUAUAUUGACCAUAAUUUUCGCUUCAAGUUGUCUGCAGAAGGCUAUUUUAAGUUUUGACGAUUUCAGAUUGGCAGCAAUUUUUAAUCCGAGGUUUCUCAAGAUUCGGGUAGAAGUUCUCGCAAUUUAUCUUUGCGUUUCUCGUACGAUUCUGGUUUUGCGGAUGGAUACAGAAGGGAGGGUGCAUGGUAUUUGCAUGUCACAUAGAAAUAUGGUAAACCUGUAGAAAUAUAUGUACAGUGGGAUUAUAGCUAAUGGAUCUCCCUUAUAGUGAAAAGGCGCAGGUUUAUGAUAUGACACCAUACGAAACUAUCUGGGUAUUGCAAUCCUUGAGCAAGAGGGUUGAGCUUCAAAGUUUUGAUGGGAUUUUAAGACAAUCAGCGCGUUUGCUAAGUUGUUUAAUUGCUCUUCGAAAUUUAUAAAAUUGCUUAUACAAGGUGGGCUUUUCUCAGUUAAUCAUUUAAUUUUAAAUUAUUAAUUGAAAUCUCAAAGUUUUUCGGGAUUUUAGAGAGUCUCGAGGCCAGAAACAGUCAUGUCAAUGUCAUUUCGAGACGAGAAAAUUUGCAUUUAGUGAGACUUUUCCGUGCCCUGUUUCUGAAUGCUAGGACGUUUUUCUCAUCGCCUGCUACUGCAUUUUUAGAGGACUUCUGGGUAAAGUAAGAGGAAUAUCUGAACGCAUUUAUGACAAAGGCUUUAAAUGUAGCGUGGGAUGGGUGGCUGAGUUAAUAAGGACGGUAAGCUUGAAAAGGACUGCUUCAAUGUUCCUGAUCUAGCUCGAAUAUUUAAUCAAACAUUUCGUUGUAAAAGCCCUCUCGUGAAGGAAGCAGAGCUUUGUCCGAGGUCAUAUUUUUUUAGGAGAGGGAGAUGGAGAUAGAGGGAAAUCAUGUCCUUUCGGAUCUGCAAGAGAAAAGGCAAAAUUUUAAAAGAAUGGCGCAAGAAGUGGGUUCGAUGGCUUCUGAAUUAAGAGAUGCUCGUAGUCGUUUGACCGCUCAGCAGGCGUCAUUUGCCCGAGAAACUGCUAUUCGGAAGGCUGCUGAAGCGAGAGCGAGGAGCAUGGAGGACGAGCUGCAGCAAUUGCAUAAGAGCUUGGAGGAAAAGAAUUGUCAAUCGCAGUCUUCGGCUUUAGUUGCUGAGCAGUACCUCAGGGAGUUGGAAGAUGCAAGAUCAAGACUAGCAGAAACUCAAGCAUCGGCAGAAGCUAGUGCAGCAUAUGCUCAUUCAGCAGAAUUACAGUGUUCUUCCUUGUUGGAUGAGCUUGAUAAGAAGAAUAAGCUACUGAUAGAUUACGAGAUUCGAGUUACUAGAUUGGAACAGAAACUUGAUGAGCUUCAGCAGGACCUUUAUUCAAGAGAAGCUUCUCAAAAGCAUUUGAGAGAGCAGGUUGCAAGGAUGGAACAUGAGAUAAACUCUGCAAUUGCCAAAGCUGGUGCCCAUAAAGAAUGUGAACUUAGGAAACUUUUAGAUGAAGUUUCUGCAAAGAAUUUUGAGAACCUUAACAAACACCUACAUACAAAAGAAGAAGAGAUUUCAAGGCUUAAAGAAGAAAUCAAGAUAAUGUCUUCACAGUGGAGAAUUAAAACUGAAGAUCUUGAAGCACAGUUGGAGAAGCAACGGCGAGCUGAUCAAGAGCAUAGAAAGAGGGUUCUCAAACUGGAAUUCUGUCUGCAUGAGGCUCGUGCACAAACUCGGAAAUUGCAAAGAAUUGGAGAAAGAAGAGAGAAGGCAAUAAAAGAGCUGCGAGAAAAUUUACAGAUGAGAGAAAAUGCGAGUGCUUCAACAGACAAACAGAGUUUCUGGGAAAGUUCAGGUUUCAAAUUUAUGGUUUCCAUGUCAAUGGUAAUCUUGGUUAUUUUUUCAAAGCGUUGAGAACUAGACUUGGUUCAUGUGGCGAGCAAAAGUGAAGUUUUGUAUGGUUAUCAGUGGUCAUGUCGUGUACAUCAGCUUAAAUUUAUAGGAAGAAGCACCAUAUGCUACAAUGACAACUGCACUGUAUUAUGAGCAUUCUCAUGUCUUGUCACCUUCCUUGUACCCAUGUUUAGGAGGCACAUGAGAUAGCAGUCUCACUGUGAAGAGUUUUGUUGCACUUAUCAGGUUAGUUUUAAAGCUAUGCUGGAACGAGGACUUCCUUUUUGUACAUUAUGUGCUCACUUCAUCUAUCUUCUUGCACUAUUGUUUGUUUCUAGUGUCAAAGUUCAGAAGAUAAUGGGCAAUGAUUUGGCAGUCUUCUACCUUUUUGGAUUUGUGAUCCUGCUGAAAACCUAACCAGAAAGGUAUUUAUGGGCAAGUUUUCAAAAGAGAACUGUGUUCUGAAUUAAUUACCAGACUGUUAAAUUAUUCAUUGCGGCAUACCCGUGCCGAGAUUUUGUAUCGCAGCAUUGGCUAAAGCUUAAUGUAAAUUAUCCUCUCGAGUCAUAUUUGAGGAAUGA